AUGGCUGAAAGUUAUUCACAAAAAGAUAAUGUUGUUCCAUCAAUACCAACAGCUACAUCAGAUAAUCGUGAUCCAAAUAAUUUAAACAAACAUCUUCAACUUGAUUUUUUCAAUAUCAUUGCUGAGCCUGAUCCAAGUGCUUAUAGUUUUGAAUUAUUACAUGAUAUUUCUAAAAAAGUUUAUCAUUAUAGUAAAGUUCUUAUUUAUCGUCUUUUAACAAUUCUCAUUGGCUUACCGUUAAUGUUGUGUUGGGGUCUUACUUUUGGUAUCUAUACAUUCAUUAUGAUUUGGAUUGCUGUACCAAGUCGUCGUUUAUGUCAAUCAUUAUUUGCUGAAUGUGGCUUCUAUACUCAAACAAUGAGUGAUGCUGUUAUUGCUCCACUUUUCCGUGCAUUAGGACAAAUAUAUUCUAAUGUUCGCAUGACUUUAUUUAGUCAAUCAAUUAAUUCAACAAAACAAAUUCAAGUAUAA
Rotaria sp. Silwood2 is the source of this 471-nucleotide messenger RNA. Lineage: Eukaryota; Metazoa; Rotifera; Eurotatoria; Philodinida; Philodinidae. The record is from the annotation of a GenBank genome assembly.